AUGGCUGACGACCCCGAAUACAACGCUGAGGAGGCUGCCGAGCUCAAGAAGAGAAGAGCCUUCCGCAAGUUCUCCUACCGCGGAGUCGACCUUGACGCUCUCCUUGACCUCGACUCCGAGCAGCUCCGCGAUGUCGUCCACGCCCGUGCCCGCCGGCGCAUCAACCGUGGUCUCAAGCGCCGCCCCAUGGGUUUGAUCAAGAAGCUCCGCAAGGCCAAGCAGGAGGCCAAGCCCAACGAGAAGCCCGAGCUCGUCAAGACCCACCUCCGUGACAUGAUUGUCGUCCCCGAGAUGAUCGGCUCCGUCAUUGGCAUCUACUCCGGCAAGGAGUUCAACCAGGUUGAGAUCAAGCCCGAGAUGGUUGGUCACUACCUCGCUGAGUUCUCUAUCUCUUACAAGCCUGUCAAGCACGGUAGACCCGGUAUCGGUGCCACACACUCUUCUCGUUUCAUUCCUCUGAAGUAG
This is a messenger RNA of Colletotrichum navitas, 465 nucleotides long. RefSeq names its product ribosomal protein S19. Gene Ontology annotation, cellular component: ribosome; cytosolic small ribosomal subunit. The record is from RefSeq and is a predicted model, not a curated record. The transcript is spliced from 4 exons. Lineage: Eukaryota; Fungi; Ascomycota; Sordariomycetes; Glomerellales; Glomerellaceae. The coding region runs from base 1 to 465 and encodes 154 amino acids. Gene Ontology annotation, biological process: translation; ribosomal small subunit assembly. Gene Ontology annotation, molecular function: structural constituent of ribosome; RNA binding.